Molecule: messenger RNA, 660 nt
Organism: Mauremys reevesii (Reeves's turtle)
Lineage: Eukaryota; Metazoa; Chordata; Testudines; Geoemydidae
Product: gap junction beta-3 protein-like
Exons: 1
Coding region: 1-660 (219 amino acids)
Biological process (GO): cell communication
Cellular component (GO): connexin complex
Source: RefSeq, a predicted model, not a curated record
AUGGAGGCGGACACCGUCGCAAGCCUGCUGAGCGGCACCAGCGCGCAUGCCCCCCGCCUGUGUCGGGCUGCCUUGGCUGUGCUCUUCACGCUGCGGCUGAGUGCCUUGGCGGUUGGAGCCAGGACCCUGUGGUGGGACGAGGUGGGGGACUUGGCCUGCAACGCCAGCGCGGAGAGCUGCCGCCGCGCCUGCUUCGACGCCGCCUUCCCCGUCUCGCCCUUCAGCCUGUUUGCGCUGCAGCUGGCGGUGAUCUUCAGCCAUGCUCUGGCCAGCUCCUGGCACUUCCGCCCACGCAGUGAGGGCAUGGGCAGCUGGCUGCAGCCCACGCUCCGGGGCAAGCAGCAGCGGCUCUGGCUGCACUUGGGAAGUCUCUUGGCCAAGGCUGUCCUAGAAGGCGUCUUCCUGGUGACGUUCCACACGCUCUACAGCCACUUCCCCGUGCUGGUGCAAUGCCCUCCGUCUCCUCCCUGCCCGCCAGCCGUGACCUGCGCCAUCCUGAACGCCGGGGAGAAGGACGCCUUUAACCACUUCAUGGCCGGCUCCUCCUGGGCUUGUCUCCUGCUCAGUCUGCUGGGGACGUGGCACGCAGCCGUUCAGAUCUUCCAGGAGGCUUCUGGAAAAGCUCCGCGAAAAGGCACAGCCAGGAAACUAUCCGUGUAA